GGACCGCGUAGGGCGGGACUUUAAGUCGCCGCUGCUACAGGGAUACCAAGAUGGAAAUCCAGGGGCUUUCUAAUGCCCAAAACACUCACUACCAACAUGGCGUCCCGCCUGAGAGUGGUAUGUCGUCGUCGGGAACGACAACGGGGAAUAUUUCUAGACAGACUUCACACGAAAACGAUAACAGCUUUGGAUCGCAAAGCGACAACAACAACAACAAUAACCGGCCCUCGUCUGCUCCGCUUCGUCUGCUGGCACAAAAUGGCAGCGGCGCUCGACUCUGUGUACAACAGAAACAGGGCGAAAGCAGCAGUACGCUACCAGAGGAUGUCCAGGUGGCUCAUAUUGAGCUCUGUAACCUGAACGUGAUGAAGGAGAAAGAGUACGGUGAUUUAGAUCUGCCGCCUGACUUCGUGAGGGCCGAGCUGAAGUACGGAGAGGAGAAUGAGGACGGGGUGCUGCAAAUGGCGCUGCCGCUUUUCGACGGGGAGGAAGACGGAUAUACUGCGCAGUGUGAGCAGCGAAAACAGCACCGGGAGCCGGGGAUGAGAGGAGACGCGUGUCCAUCUGCAAGCGACGGUACGACCCGGUCAUCCGAGGCCAAAAACCCUAAGGAGUUUUACGUUGUUUUCAACAAAGUGCAUGAAGACGAAGAGAAGUGCUCCAAAUCCAGUUACGGCCCAUCAGAGGUGCAGCACACCCCAGUUUACCCACAAUCACAAGACAGCAAUUUGACAAUCAAACCUAAACCACCUUCCACAUGCAGUGUUGAUAGUUUGUCAACCAGUUCCAAGCUAGGAAAUGAAACGGGCGGAAAGCAGGAAGCUGAGAAGCGCACCAUGGCGCUGAGAGAGGACAGUGUUAAGAGAUCUGAUGAGAGACUGUCCGGUGUGAUGAGCUGUGGUGAUUUAGUAUCGGUGGACCAGGCUUCAGGACACUUAACGGGGUGUGAAACUAAACAAGAUACCACUGAUAUGCUGGCGGACAAUAACAGCCCGGCUUUGAUGGCGGACUACGUGAAUUUGUCAGGCAGCGGUAACGGAGACUCCGCCAUUGACGGGCCGCCCGAGACUUUCUCCGGUACCAUCAUGAUCAACAACCAGAGCAUUAUCGUGACUAUUGAGAACGGGGUUUUAACUCUGGCUGCCCCACCGGAGGGCUACACAUACAAGGAGGAUGCAGUGGUGAGUCUCAAAGAGCAUUUGGGCAUGAAGGAGCACGAAGACAUCGUCCUCCUGAAUUACGAAGGUGGCACGAAAUCUCUGGGGAAGAUGGCCGAGGACGAGGGCGGCGCUGUGAGCGACUCGGAGGAACUGACGCUGACCGAUGACUGCUCACUAUCUGAACUAGGCGCUCUGGACAACUGUCCGUCCGUUAAACGCGAAGAAGGGACACUGUGCGACUCGGACUCCACAGCUCAGAACCCCAGAGGUCCUACUGAAGAUGAUCUGCAGCCCUCAAACCUCGUCUCCCAAGCCGUCUUAGCUAAGAAAGGUGUUGCGGUGUCGUACCGGUGUCCGCAGCCUGGCUGCUCAGACGCUUUCGAAAGCCGCCAGAAGCUCAAGAUGCACUUGGUGAUUCACGCUGAAGACCAGAGGCCCUUCAAAUGCACAGUGGAUGGCUGCGACUGGUCUUUCACCACCUCAUACAAGCUGAAGCGCCACUUGCAGUCGCACGACAAAGUGCGACCAUACGAGUGCGAGCAUGAAAACUGCGGCCGCCGCUUCACCACCAUUUAUAACCUGAAGGCUCACGCGCGAGCGCACGAGCAAGAGGACGCGUUUGCGUGCGAACUGUGCGGUGAAAGGUUCCGCAGUGCCACGCGCCUCGCCAACCAUCAGAGGACGCACUUUGAGCCCGAACGGCCGCACAAGUGCGAGUUCCCAGGAUGUGAGAAGGCCUUCAUCACCUUCAGUGCCCUGUUCUCCCACAACAGAACACACUUCAGAGAGACAAGCCAGUUCACCUGUACAUACCCAGGCUGUGACAAGCGCUAUGACAAGGCCUGCCGCCUUAAGAUCCAUCUUCGUAGUCACACAGGUGAGAGGCCUUUUGUCUGUGACUCAGAAUCUUGUGGAUGGACUUUCACUAGCAUGUCUAAGCUGCUGCGCCAUAAAAGAAAGCAUGAUGAUGAUCGACGGUUCACCUGUACAGAAGAAGGCUGUGGGAAGUCCUUUACUCGUGCAGAGCAUCUGAAAGGCCACAGUAUCACCCACCUGGGCACUAAGCCAUUCGAAUGCCCAGUAGAAGGAUGUAAUGCCAAGUUCUCAGCACGGAGUAGCCUGUACAUCCACUCUAAGAAACACCGACAGGAUGGGGUGUGUCUGAGGAGCAGGUGCCCUGUAGCAGGAUGCACCAAGCACUUCUCAUCUCGCAGCAGCCUCAAGAGCCAUAUGCUUAAACACCACAACCUCAGCCCAGAUGUGUUGAGUCAACUGGAAAACACGGCCACUCUGACGCCCAGCUGCGAGCUCACCAGUGCUGCUCAGAGCGCCACCACUCCUGGCUCUGUGGGAACGGAGCUCAGCAGCCUGGAUCUCUCCUCCCUUUUCUCAAAUGUUCCUUCAGGAGCCUCCACUGUACCUACAGGUCCUACCCCUCAGUCAGGCCCUGCUUCCUUCACCAUGGACUUGGCAUUAGCAAGCAGUGGGAUUCUUACCAUUGAUCCAGCCUCAGUGGGCUCGGCUUUGGGAGGAGCCAAACCAGUGGACCCUCUGAUCUUGGCUGCAAGUGGGGACAUGGGGGUACAUGUCCUGGAUGCCGGGGGAGGGGGUGGGGUCUUACAGCAAGCCGCACUGCAGUUGGAGGAUGUACAGACGGUGAACCCUGAGGCACUCGGAGCGUUAACGGCCUUGGCUAUUCAGACCACCUCAACUGCAGAGCAGCUCCAAGCUCUGAGCUCCUCUAGUGCUUUAACAGUAGAUUCACCUUCCUCCUCUCUGACCCCAUCCCUUACUCCCUCCCUCUCUUCCUCUCUCACAUCGUCACUGUCGUCAUCUCUUGCUCCAACUCUCACCUCCUCCCUUGUUCCCCCUCUGGCUUCUUCCACAGUACCAGAGCUGCUUUCUCCCCAGGUAAAGGCUGAUAUGGGGGGCAGUGAAGCUGCUGUGGGGCCGUUACUAAGUGGAGUGGAAGUCCUGAGCCAGUCAGAGAGCAAUAAGGCUCUAAGUCAGUUUGUUUUCCCUAGCCAUAACACAUCCUACAGUGGGCAGAAAGAGACAGAGCUACCUUCAGCUGCUCCUUGUGCUUUUAUUGAGAGCAGUGGUUCCGCCCGUACAGACUACAGGGCCAUCCAGCUCGCAAAGCGGAAGAAGCAGAAAGGCCCUGUUGCAAGUCCAUCUUCUGCAGGGGUAACUCAGCGAAAGACAAAGGGGGUGAAGAAUUCCAGUACUUCUGGGACACUGGCUUCAGGCAGUGGUCGAUUUGGAGAAGGAACUGCAUCAACAACCACGGCAGGUCUCACUAUCCGAGACCCAGUGACUGGAGUACAGUAUGUACAGAUUCAGCUAUUGCAGGAUGACCCUGCCACAGAUGGAGAUUUGGCUUUCCAGCUCAGUUCACAGACCUCCAGUUCUCAUUCCCAGCUAACAGUUGACCUACCUGUCAACAUCUUGCAGGAGCCUUCUGCCAUGGCUGAGGAUGAUAAUGGCUCUGAUAACUCUCAGUUCACUGGCAGUACCAUUAACCUACAGGACCUGGAAUAAAAGACUCACCUGAGAGACAGGAGCUCCUUGCAGAUGUACAGACCAUUUUUUUUCUCUUUCUUACCUUCACAGAGGACAUCUGUUUUCAAUGUGUCUGCUGUCAGGGCAUUUGUGUGUCUACACUACGUGUUUUCUAGGAGAUCUUUCUGAACAUACUAGUGCAGCAAUUUUUAUUUAAAAUAGCAUAUUUAGACUGCCUAAUUCCACAUUUCCAGGAUAAAAUGUAUUUGACCAGAAGUAAAGUUCUUUUAUGUGUUAACUUUCCAUUGUAGAGAACAUGAGCUGUUACUGAUAAGAGUACUUAUAAGCCAAUUAUAUUGUCAUUAAAGUGUUAAUGAACAGCAAUGAUUUGCGCAUAAACCUUAAUAUAUACUAUUUCAAUUUUAAGAAAAUACUUUGUAUUGGGGACCAUCAGCUCAUGAGAGCUGCUUGAUAAAUCUGGUAUAUUUUGUUAAGCCUAUAUUAAAGCAGGGCUAUGAAUUAAUUAGGUUGUGAAACAGCACAAUAUAGUAUAAUGGUAAGAUUAAUUAUUAUUUAUGUAGCAGCAUACCCAUCAAAAUGACUACAUUGUCCUGAGUUUCUGUUCAAGUCCUGAACAGCUUUUACAAUCAUAAAAGGUUUUUGUUUGCUUAUUUUUGUAUGGUUUUGUAUAAACAUGAAGAUGUACUUAUUCAUUUGUGUGUAUGAGAUAAUUGAUUAAAUGUUGCUCUACUUAAAAAAAAAUCU
Molecule: messenger RNA, 4427 nt
Organism: Hemibagrus wyckioides
Lineage: Eukaryota; Metazoa; Chordata; Actinopteri; Siluriformes; Bagridae
Product: zinc finger protein ZXDC
Exons: 9
Coding region: 51-3701 (1216 amino acids)
Biological process (GO): regulation of transcription by RNA polymerase II
Cellular component (GO): nucleus
Molecular function (GO): transcription coregulator activity
Source: RefSeq, a predicted model, not a curated record